AUGAAAAGUGGUUUGGUUGUGGAACUGGAAAGCUUUUGGAAAGGAUUACCCCGAACCAUAUUUUGCUGUGUUGUGUCUAACCUUGUUGUGAAUUAUGCCAAAUGUCCAUUAGCUCUUGAAGUUCUGGGAUCCUUUUUACGGGGAAAAGGGAGAAGUGAAUGGAAGAGUGCGUUGGACAAACUAGGAACAGUUUGUAGUGUUGACAUUCUGAAGACACCUGAAAUAAGUUAUGAUGGUCUAAAUGAUGAUGAGAAGAAAAUAUUCCUUCACAUCGCAUGUUUCUUUAAUGGGAAGGACAAAGAUGAAGUGAUGGCAGCUUGUGAUGUCUCUGAUGUCAUUGGAAUAGAAGUCCUCAUCGAGAGAUCACUCCUAACUAUUUUGAAUGGAAGAGUACACAUGCAUGAUGCCCUACAAGAAAUGGAUCGGAAAAUUGUCAUCAGAGAAUCUCCUAUUGAACCAGGCAGGCGUAGCAGGUUGUGGUUACGUGAAGAUGCCAAUCGUGUCUUGAGCAAGAAUACUGGUACAGAAGCAAUAGAAGGGAUAGUUCUGCACCCAACUGAGCCAGGACUAAAAGUGCAUGCGAACUCCAAGUCCUUUUCAACGAUGAAGAACUUGGGAUUCCUCGGGAUUGAUAAUUUGAUCCUUCCAAAUGGGCAUGAACACCUUCCAGACAGUUUACAGAUUCUUAAAUGGACUGGAUAUCCCGCAACUUCUCUCCCAUCCAGUUUCAAUCCAGGGAAGAUACUCGAACUUAGCAUGUGUCCUAGUUGCAUUUAUCAUUUUCUGACUGGAAUAAAGCUAAAUAAGAUGCCAGAAGAGUUGGGUCUUGUAGAGUGCUUGGAGGAACUUCAUAUGAGUGGCACUGCCAUAAGAGAUCUACCAUCCUCUAUUGGAAUGCUUGAAGGUCUUACUUCGCUGGAUUGA
Argentina anserina (silverweed cinquefoil) is the source of this 924-nucleotide messenger RNA. Its product is annotated as putative disease resistance protein At4g11170. The transcript has 4 exons. NCBI's taxonomy places the organism in Eukaryota, Viridiplantae, Streptophyta, Magnoliopsida, Rosales, Rosaceae. Gene Ontology annotation, biological process: defense response. Bases 1 to 924 code for a protein of 307 amino acids. The record is from RefSeq and is a predicted model, not a curated record.